This is a messenger RNA of Leishmania braziliensis MHOM/BR/75/M2904, 1266 nucleotides long. RefSeq names its product putative N-myristoyl transferase. The coding region runs from base 1 to 1266 and encodes 421 amino acids. Gene Ontology annotation, cellular component: cytoplasm. Gene Ontology annotation, biological process: N-terminal peptidyl-glycine N-myristoylation. The record is from RefSeq and is a predicted model, not a curated record. The transcript has a single exon. Gene Ontology annotation, molecular function: glycylpeptide N-tetradecanoyltransferase activity. NCBI's taxonomy places the organism in Eukaryota, Euglenozoa, Kinetoplastea, Trypanosomatida, Trypanosomatidae.
AUGCCUCGCACUCCACCGCACUCUGACGGUAAACAUGCGUUCUGGAGCACGCAGCCCGUACCGCAGACGGAAGAUGAGGCGGAGACCGACGUUUUCGCCGGCCCGAUGGACGAACCAAAGACGGCAGCCGACGUCCCCGAGGAACCCUAUCCGAUUGCCAGCACAUUUGAGUGGUGGACGCCAAACAUGGAGGUGUCCGAUGACAUUCACGUCAUUUACAAGCUGCUUCGAGACAACUAUGUCGAGGACGACGACAGCAUGUUUCGCUUCAACUAUUCCGAGGAGUUUCUUCAGUGGGCACUGUGCCCACCGAACUACAUCCCGGACUGGCACGUCGCAGUUCGGCGGAAGGCGGACAAGAAACUACUGGCCUUCAUUGCCGGUGUUCCCGUGACACUGCGUAUGGGUACGCCAAAGUCGUUGAAGCUAAAGGCCGAGGAAAAAGGACAAGGAGAGGCGGCGGCUAAGUACGAUGCACCGCGCCACAUCUGCGAAAUCAAUUUCCUCUGCGUUCACAAGCAACUGCGAGAGAAGCGGCUUGCCCCAAUUUUGAUCAAGGAAGUGACACGCCGUGUGAACCGUACAGACGUGUGGCAGGCAGUCUACACGGCUGGAGUGCUGCUGCCCACUCCGUAUGCUUCCGGGCAGUACUUCCACCGCAGCUUGAACCCCGAGAAACUGGUGGAGAUCCGCUUCAGUGGCAUUCCUGCGCAGUACCAGAAGUUCCAGAACCCCAUGGCGAUGCUGAAGCGCAACUACCACCUGCCGAGUGCACCGAGAAACUCCGGUCUUCGCGAAAUGAAACCAUCUGACGUUCCGCAGGUGCGGAGGAUUCUCAUGAACUACCUGGACAAGUUCGACGUGAGCCCCGUCUUUAGCGACGCAGAGAUCGGCCACUACCUUCUUCCGCGCGACGGGGUGGUCUUCACUUAUGUGGUAGAGAACGAGAAGAAGGUAACGGAUUUCUUCUCCUUUUACCGAAUUCCAUCUACUGUUAUUGGCAACAGCACUUACAACAUGCUGAACGCGGCAUAUGUCCACUACUAUGCCGCAACGAGUAUGCCUCUGCAUCAACUCAUUCUCGAUCUUCUCAUCGUGGCACACUCACGCGGCUUCGACGUGUGCAACAUGGUGGAGAUUCUCGACAACCGGUCACUCAUCGAGCCACUAAAGUUUGGUGCCGGCGACGGCUAUCUUCGAUAUUACUUCUACAAUUGGUCGUAUCCAAAGAUCAAGCCCUCUCAGGUUGCUCUGGUGAUGUUGUAG